Molecule: messenger RNA, 1450 nt
Organism: Schistosoma mattheei
Lineage: Eukaryota; Metazoa; Platyhelminthes; Trematoda; Strigeidida; Schistosomatidae
Source: the annotation of a GenBank genome assembly
UGUUGGCCUUCAGCGACAAAUGUGUGUAUUCGAUUGAGAACGCUACGGCCUAACAUGCUAUGAGCCUAUUAGCUUUGGAAUAGUUUGCUGUUGUUGGCUCAUCGAUAUAUUGAUUUGUAUGGUUUUCAUCUAUAACGAGUUGCAUAAAUUUCGCCGUCUACAAUUCUGGACUGCAUCGAAUAAAGUAUUUCAAUAACCAUGAAUCGGCUAUUGUCACUUCAAAAGGUUAGCUCUUCCUUAGUCAGAGUUUCUCAGUCGUCGAUUUGGAAAGGAAGCAUCUUUGAUCCAGUAUGUUCACACAAUUGGGUUUUACACCCAACAAUACGCUGGAAAUCUAAAGGGGCACAUGUGAAAAACGUUAAAAAAUUUGAUCGAAGUGAUAUCACUGCAGAAGUUUUAUCACUUGUAAAAGAGGAUAAAAUGAACAAAGAAUUUCAGAAUAUCUUGUCACGUUUUCAAAACUCCUUAGUCCAGCGUUUAAGUUUAAGAAUGACUCCACAGAUAUUUUUCGAUAUUAUGCUUCCUGAACUAAAUGUAAAACUUGGUCAAGUGGCGAAUAUAAUCCUGCAAAAUAAUAUGCACCAAAACAUAACCUCAAACAAUUCUCAUAACAGAGCAAAUGUAGGGAAUCACUAUCUUCUCGUCGAUCUUACUGGCAGACCUGAACUUUUUGUUCCUGCUCGGAAGGCAGUAAUUUCCUUUUUAGAUCCAUGUAAAGAUGGUUCUGGGGAAAACAGGGUCCAGUCAGUUAAUGAAUGUACAUUUACCAUACAAUUAAAUACUGUUAUUACCCAGGAAUCUCGUCAAAGAGCCCUGCUUCAAGGACAAGAAUUAUUACAUCAGACAAUUCAUGAAAUGGAUAAAAUUUAUCAUGCACAUAAUAAAUUAUUACAUUCUAAAGAAGCCAAAGAAAAGUUAAGUGAAGAUGAUCUAUUCACAGCUCGUGAAUAUCUACGUUCAAUGAUUAAAGAACAACAUAAAUUAGCUGAAGCAAUGUGGUAUCCGAAAAAAUUAGAAUUAGAAGGUGAAAAAUGAUUUGAAUUGUAAAUUAUUUUAUAUUUUCAAACUAGUCUGUACAUAUUUCUCCUAGACUUUUUAUACAUUGUUAUAUGUAUAGUUUGUAGCUUAUAUGAUUGGAUUCUUUAAAAUAGUUUUCUUUUUAAUGUUUUAAAUCUUUUAUUAGUAGUUUUUCAAAUUAAGUAUCCAUGUUUUUUGAUACAGUUUUAUUGUCUAAACUGGAUGAUUUAGUCUUAAAGGUUGUAUUGUUCUUUUGAACAACAUCAUCAGCACAAACUUUACGUAGAAGUUUGAAGUAUUCGAAUUUCUUCACAUACAACUGACAGGCUGUUGUGUCAACCUCAAUCUUGAUUAUAUCUCUUUUUGAUGUUAUUCUUGAUCUUAUAUGUAUCCAUGAUUUUUCUGAUUGGCUAAUAAAUUGGAUGGAUUCCUA